CAUCUAUCUCUCUAUCGCGCCUUCCCCACCAGCAUCGACCUAUCUCUGCCCUCAUUUCGGUUUCCCCAUUCCCCUUCGCACCCCCGCGGCGGCGGACCUCCCCGGGCGCUCCCCGGACCACGCGCAACAGUACCAUGAGGAGGUACAGCCCCCCACACCGUAGUCCCCCGAGGAGGGGUUAUGGCGGUAGCCCUGCACAUCGUAGUCCCCCAAGGAGGGGAUAUGGUGGCAGCCCCCCGCACCGCAGCCCCCCAAGGAGGGGAUAUGGUGGCAGAGGAAGAAGUCCCCCUAGGAGGGGUGGAUAUGGAGGACGAAAGGAGCAGGGUUCUGGAAGUCUCUUGGUCCGCAACAUCCCACUAAGCGCCAGAGCGGAGGAUCUCCGUGUUCCUUUUGAAAGGUUUGGUCCUGUUAGGGAUGUUUACCUUCCGAAGGAUUAUUACAGCGGGGAGCCACGAGGGUUUGCGUUUGUGGAGUUUGUUGACCCUUAUGACGCCUCUGAGGCCCAAUAUCACAUGAAUCGCCAGGUAUUUUUUGGCCGUGAGAUAACUGUUGUGCUUGCUGCUGAGUCACGGAAGAGGCCAGAGGAUAUGCGCACUAGAACUAGAGUCAGGUAUGUAUUCCCAUUUUUGUGUGAAGAUUUGCUUUGUAUUCCCUCGUGCUCAAUUGAAAUGGCUUUUGCAGUGGUUAUUCUAGAGGUCAUGAAGGGCGCCGUUCCUCUCAUUAUGGGAGGUCUCGUUCCCGUUCACGCUCCGCCUCUCCCCGCCCUCGUGGCGGUGGUCGCGCUCGGUCAAGGUCAUACUCUCCUGCUCCAAGACGGCGGGAUGACUACUCUGCUUCCCCACGGGGAAGGGAGUCUCAUCGCUCGAAAUCUCCUGUGCGUCAUCCGAAAGAACAUGAAGAGGACAAAAGGAGAUCCUACUCCCCCCCUGGUAGAGAUGGCGGCCAGCGUGAUGCUGAUAAUGGUUAUGAGAAGAGGUCGCCACUGGCUGACAGUGAUGGAUCCCCUUCACUGCAGAGGGUGGCCAGGCCAUCCUCAGGGUCGCCCCCUGGAUCCCGCUCCAGGUCCCCCGACGCUUCUCCCGCCCGCAGCGACUAAGAAAGUGGUUACAUCCUCUGCAGUUGCCGCAUCUCCAUCUAGCUACUUCCAUUCCAUUGGUUCGAGUAAAACCCUUUGAGGUUGUGUUGUAUUGCUUGUUAGCGGUCACAGACGUUCUGCUCCUGCUUGUUGCUGUUGGAACCUUAAGGACUGUAGCAUGGCGUGUCUGUCAUAUCUAUGUACCAUGUGUAUGGAGUGUCAGGGACCCAAUUUCCAUGUACUUUAUUUGGAGAAAAGCCUUUGAGUUGAUCGAA
Hordeum vulgare subsp. vulgare (domesticated barley) is the source of this 1350-nucleotide messenger RNA. Its product is annotated as serine/arginine-rich SC35-like splicing factor SCL30. The coding region runs from base 135 to 1175 and encodes 346 amino acids. Gene Ontology annotation, cellular component: cytoplasm; nuclear speck. The transcript has 7 exons. Lineage: Eukaryota; Viridiplantae; Streptophyta; Magnoliopsida; Poales; Poaceae. Gene Ontology annotation, biological process: mRNA splicing, via spliceosome. Gene Ontology annotation, molecular function: RNA binding. The record is from RefSeq and is a predicted model, not a curated record.